UCCACCAAAGCAGCAACAACCUGCACAAAGCAAACCCAAAGCAUACUGAAAACAACUGAAUUUUUCACUUAUUUACCUAUGUCCUUUUGAGUGUUGUGAAGCUCGCGAACCUUGUGAACUCAAACUUCUUCACAAGGCUCAAAGGGCCGGACGUCGACCCAACUAAGCUUGGAAGAACAUAAAGCGUUAUUUGGCAAUGUGAUGUUAUUUAAGACUGGGAGGCAAGAGCAAAAAGCAUCAAAGCUAACACCAGCAUGGAGGUAACAGUCAUAGUUCACCUUGGCCAGAACUGAAGUUGAGUUGACUAACAGAACCACCCUACAUACUGGCAGUGCCCUUACAGCUGUUGUUUUUAAUGUUGAUGGGUGGUAUUCAAGCACCCCCUCACCACAGUGGUAGCAACUAUAGUGGGUGAGCCAGUUUAGACGCUGACAACUCGUCAAUGAGGCAGAAUGACCAUGAAGGCCGUCUUCAUCUUGUUUGUUGCUCUCAGUAGUUGUACUGCUCACAAAUCAAGCCCUUAUGAUUUCUGCAAUGGCCUUGAAUGCCCCAAUUUCAAGGUUGAGAACAAGACCAAAGAUUAUGAAGUGAGAUGCUACCCAUCGUACAAGUGGGCAUCAACUGUUGUUGAAGGCUAUGAGUUGGAAAAAGCCACUGAAAUGGGAUUCAUGCGACUGUUUGAAUAUAUCUCUGGCGAAAACGUAAAAAAAGUGAAAAUUAAUAUGACCGCGCCUGUCCUAAACCAGAUUCAACCAGCUCAGGGGCCAUUCUGCAAAAACAACUUCACCAUCAGCUUUUUCCAGCCCUUCGAGGACCAAAAGAACCCAAUCGCACCGUCCAGCAAGGACGUCUUCAUCUCGACCAUGCCCGAAAUGUGUGCCUACGUCCGCACCUAUCCUGGAUACGGCGCCAAAACGGACAAGAUUGAGAAGAACGCGGAGGCACUGGGAGAGGCUCUGCAGAAAGCCGGCCUUGGGGAGACGUACUACACGGAAAUGUUUUACUAUGCGGGAUAUGACAGUCCUUUCCACCUUUUUAAUAGGCAUAACGAUAUCUGGUUCAUCAGAAAAGGCAAGCAGUGAGGAAACAUAGGCAAAACCAUAUCCAUGUCCCGUGAAAUUUUAGUUUGUAAGUGAAUGUACUGAAUGUAUAGAUUGUAUUUGACGUGAAUAAACUGUAAACUAUAAAACAAAAA
Molecule: messenger RNA, 1195 nt
Organism: Nematostella vectensis (starlet sea anemone)
Lineage: Eukaryota; Metazoa; Cnidaria; Anthozoa; Actiniaria; Edwardsiidae
Product: heme-binding protein 2
Exons: 5
Coding region: 453-1082 (209 amino acids)
Source: RefSeq, a predicted model, not a curated record